AAGGGGGUGGGAAGGAAGAGAAGGAGGUGAAGAUGGAAAAGAACAACAAGAACAAGAACAAGAACAAAAAGAUGAAGGAGAAGCAAUAAUAGAACAACAAUAUUUUGAUAAUCAGAGAGAGAGAGAGAGAGAGAGAGAGAGAGAGAGAGAGAGAGAGAGAGAGAGGGACAGGCAGACAGACUUCUAUUUAAGGAAAGCGAAAUCAUCUUCUCACGGUCUAGGGUUACACACACACACACACACACACACACACACACACACACAGUCAGUCAUACUCGAACUUUCAUUGAGGAUAGACGGUGUGACAGUUUGCUGGCCGAGAUGGAGGAGGAAGGCAAGCAGGAAUCACGCAGGGGAAGGAGGAACCGGUUAUUGAGACAGUUCAGCAAGAUAGCACGGUCCAGCCUGGGCACGGGGCUUAUGGGUACCCUGUUCACGUACCCUGCAGUGCUGGUACAAGAUCUGCAGACACACGGCACGUCCCUCUACGGCACGCCCCUCGACAUUGAUGGCCUGCAGGAUAUCAUUGGUAGUCUUUUAAUGUUAUCCUCACUACCCGGCGCGUGGGUGACAGGGGCCUUGGCGAUGCGUCUCGGCAGAAGAAAGGGAAUGAUGAUGAACGGGGCCCUUGCUUUCAUUGGAUGGCUCGCUAUGGCUCUCAUCCCUCAUUAUUCGGGAAUCCUUUUGUCCAGAUGCAUUUCAGGUGUGGCAUUGGGAGGCAUGACUGUUAUAGUUAAUUCCUAUGUGGCAGAGUUGGCUGAUGCAGAUGUGCGCGGAAUGAUGUGCAUGUGUCUCAACCUGGCCAUCCUAGCAGGCCAGGUCCUCUCAGUGGCUCUGGGUUACUGCGUCCGCUAUUACACUGUAGCCUUCAUCAACGCCCUAGUUCCAGCUGCCUUUGUCCUGUUCCUCGUGUGGCUGCCUGAGUCCCCCUCCUACCUCGUCGUCACUGGCAGAGAGGACAAGGCUAUGAAGGUUCUGUUGGAGCUGAGGGGACACCACGCCAAUAUACAGCAAGAGGUGAACAGCUACAAGGAUUUCAAUAAGCAGCAGGAAGGCACGACAGGAAGCUGGCGAACACUAGCGCAAUCUGAAAUUCUGAAGUCUCUGCUUGUAGUAUCUGGCCUCUUCUUCCUUGUGGCUUUUACAGGUUUCCUCGCGAUUAAUUCUUAUUCAGUCCAAAUCUUUGAGGCAGCUGGCAGCUCAGUGGAUAGCGGAGUUGCAUCUAUAAUACUGAUGGUUCUGCAGUUCGCAGGAGGCAUUGUGAGUGUCUUCUUAAUUGAUGGAAUAGGAAGAAGAAACACGUUAUUCCUUUGUUUUUCCAUCAUGGCCGUGGGUUUGGGCCUGAUGUCAGUGUACUGCGGCGUGCUGGAGAGUGGCAGCACCACCACUAUCACCACCUUCAUCACCACCACCACCACCGCAGCCACCACCACCACCACCGCAACGUCCCCUGCUGUGGUGGGCAUAGAGGGGUGGGGGUGGGCGCCUCUCGCCUUCCUUGGCUUGUCCCAGACCGCAAUGUUUAUGGGAUUAAAUUUGAUGCCUUUUUUGUUGAAUCAAGAGUAUUUUCCCACGGCCAUUAGAUCCCAGGCCUGCAGUAUCUGCUUCACUAUCUGGACCCUGAGUACCUUCACUACACUUCAGUUUUUCACGCCCAUGGUAACCGUAAUGACACAGGCUGGGCUCUACGGCGCCUACUGCUUCUUCUGCGUCGUUGGCAUUCCCUUCACGUUCUUCUUCAUCAGAGAGACAGCUGGGAAAGCCGUUGGGUAAGCGAGGAAGGCGCUGGAGUGUGAGAAUGCAAGGGAAAACGCUUAUUUGUAAAACAAUAUGUGUAUUUUAUCAGUCGCGUGUUAGGUUUGUGUUUUUUAAGCUCUGUAAAAUGCGUCAUUGUAUGCUGCGGCUACCACUUCUUCUACAACGUACGAAUAGAAGGACACAAGAGUUGCUGCAGGAAACCAUCUAGCCUACACGUGGCUGUCCCUGUAUGAAAUAUGUUUGUCUGUUUCCACCUCUCAUUCCCAUCCUUACAUUUGUCUAAUUACCUGAAAAUAACAAUAAUAACAACAACAACAAUAAAUCCAUACUCUAAACCACUUCGUUGCAUCAUCAGCAUUGUUUUCAGACACACAGUCACACAUCAUUAGUCACGUUUUCACGGCACGAAGAUACGCGAAAAUAAGCACUAUUGAUCGUACUUAACUCAUUUUUGUUACUUGUCAAUAAUAAAUAAUAAAGCUACA
This is a messenger RNA of Scylla paramamosain (green mud crab), 2243 nucleotides long. RefSeq names its product facilitated trehalose transporter Tret1-like. The record is from RefSeq and is a predicted model, not a curated record. Bases 322 to 1773 code for a protein of 483 amino acids. Lineage: Eukaryota; Metazoa; Arthropoda; Malacostraca; Decapoda; Portunidae. The transcript has 11 exons. Gene Ontology annotation, biological process: transmembrane transport. Gene Ontology annotation, molecular function: transmembrane transporter activity. Gene Ontology annotation, cellular component: membrane.